This is a messenger RNA of Carica papaya (papaya), 1204 nucleotides long. RefSeq names its product nodulin MtN21 /EamA-like transporter family protein (gene UMAMIT32). Gene Ontology annotation, molecular function: transmembrane transporter activity. NCBI's taxonomy places the organism in Eukaryota, Viridiplantae, Streptophyta, Magnoliopsida, Brassicales, Caricaceae. The record is from RefSeq and is a predicted model, not a curated record. Gene Ontology annotation, cellular component: membrane.
GAGAGUGAAUAUGAAGUGCAAUGGUGGAGAGUUUUGGAGAUGUAUGUUUGUGAUGAUCCUCGUUAAUUUGGCUUUGGCCGCCAUGAACAUACUUCUCAAGGUGGUGCUUGAUGCUGGAAUCCAACAUAUGGUUAUUGUCACAUAUCGACUGAUAAUUGCUACUGUGUUCUUGACGCCCAUUGCUUACUUUCUCCAAAGGACAAGUAGACAUAAACUUACAGCCAUUAUCUUGUGUCAACUUUUCUUUAGUGCUUUAGUUGGGACAACUCUCACUCAAUACUUCUUCCUCCUUGGACUUGACUAUACAUCAGCUACAUUCGCUUGUGCAUUCAUUAACUUGGUGCCUGCAAUGACAUUCCUCUCCGCCUUACCAUUCAAGCUCGAAAAAGUUGAUAUAAGAAACAAGAGUGGGAGGGCAAAGGUGCUAGGGACAUUGAUUUGCAUUUGUGGAGCUUUGGUCCUGAUCCUCUACAGAGGAAUGCCAUUAACAACAGGUUACCAUAAUUUGCAAGAAAACUUUGACAACUCAAUCAGCCAUUCUAAAAAGAAGGUUAAAGAUAGGUCGGCUUUGGGUUCGAUUUUGUUGAUCAUAGGCUGCAGUUUGUGGGGUUUUUGGUUUAUUAUUCAAGCAAGGAUUGGAAAAAAAUACCCAUGUCAGUACUCAAGCACAGCUGUUCUCUCAUUUUUUGGUGCUAUCCAAUCUGGAAUUUUGAGUUUGAGCCAAGACAGGAGUAUUAGCAUGUGGGUAUUGAAGGGAAAAUUUCAGAUCCUUACUGUUAUAUAUGCUGGAGCAGUUGGAUCAGGACUAUCAUAUGUAGGACUCUCAUGGUGUGUAAAGAAGAAGGGUCCGGUUUUCACUUCUGCGUUCACUCCUUUAAUACAAAUAUUCGCAGCAAUACUCGACUUCUCUUUUUUACAUGAGCAAAUUUACUUUGGAAGUGUUUUGGGAUCAAUGGUGGUGAUAAUUGGUUUGUAUAUGGUGCUGUGGGGUAAAAGCAAAGACGCUGAGGAAUGUGUAAAGAAACAAACCCGAGUAAUCGAAGAAGAAGACUGCAACUGUGUAAUCUCCCAAGUUAUAUCAGUCAAUGUGAAUUCAGCAGCAAUGGAUGAUUAAAUUCCUCAACAGUGAUGGUGAAAAUAGUGUGUAACGAACACAUAUUCGGACAACAUAAUAAGCUUUUGUAAUGCAAGGAAAAAUGAGUAA